GAGGCGAGAUGGCGGCCACUGAGGGGGUCGGAGAGGCUGCGCAGGGCAGCGAGUCCGGUCAGCCGGAGCCGCCACCGCCCCAGCCGCACCCUCCGCCGCCUCAGCAGCAGCAGGAAGUAGCUAUGGCGGCUGAGCCCGGAGAAGCGGUGGCGUCCCCUAUGGACGACGGGUUCCUGAGCCUGGACUCGCCCACCUAUGUCCUGUACAGGGACAGAGCAGAAUGGGCUGAUAUAGAUCCAGUGCCGCAGAAUGAUGGCCCCAAUCCAGUGGUCCAGAUCAUUUAUAGUGAAAAAUUUAGAGAUGUUUAUGAUUAUUUCCGGGCUGUCCUGCAGCGUGAUGAAAGAAGUGAACGAGCUUUUAAACUAACCAGGGAUGCUAUUGAGUUAAAUGCAGCCAAUUAUACAGUGUGGCAUUUUCGGAGAGUUCUCUUAAAGUCACUUCAAAAGGAUCUACAUGAGGAAAUGAACUACAUCACUGCAAUAAUUGAGGAACAGCCCAAAAACUAUCAAGUUUGGCAUCAUAGGCGAGUAUUAGUGGAAUGGCUGAAAGAUCCAUCUCAGGAGCUUGAAUUUAUUGCUGAUAUUCUUAAUCAGGAUGCAAAGAAUUAUCAUGCCUGGCAACAUCGACAGUGGGUUAUUCAGGAAUUUAAACUUUGGGAAAAUGAGCUGCAGUAUGUAGACCAACUUCUUAAAGAGGAUGUGAGAAAUAACUCUGUCUGGAACCAAAGAUACUUCGUAAUUUCUAACACCACUGGCUACAAUGAUCGUGCUAUAUUGGAGAGAGAAGUCCAGUACACUCUAGAAAUGAUCAAAUUAGUACCACAUAAUGAAAGUGCAUGGAACUAUUUGAAAGGGAUUUUACAGGAUCGUGGUCUUUCCAAAUAUCCAAAUCUGUUAAAUCAGUUACUUGAUUUACAACCAAGUCACAGUUCCCCCUACCUAAUUGCCUUUCUCGUGGAUAUCUAUGAAGACAUGCUAGAAAACCAAUGUGACAACAAGGAGGACAUUCUUAAUAAAGCAUUAGAGUUGUGUGAAAUUCUAGCUAAAGAAAAGGACACUAUAAGAAAAGAAUAUUGGAGAUAUAUUGGAAGAUCCCUUCAAAGCAAACACACAGCAGAAAAACAAAAAGCAACGAAGUUUGUCUCUGCCCUCUUGGAGCUGCAGCUCCACGGAAUGGAAAGGAUGACUCUGCUUCAGAGUUUUGGCUCCUACAGUUUUCUGCUGCCCACCAUUUUUGAUUCUGCCACUGCUCCUGACACAGGAUUGACUGGAGGCUGGGGUGCAAGGGAAUGA
Molecule: messenger RNA, 1292 nt
Organism: Odobenus rosmarus divergens (Pacific walrus)
Lineage: Eukaryota; Metazoa; Chordata; Mammalia; Carnivora; Odobenidae
Gene: FNTA
Product: farnesyltransferase, CAAX box, alpha
Exons: 10
Coding region: 9-1292 (427 amino acids)
Biological process (GO): protein geranylgeranylation; protein farnesylation
Cellular component (GO): protein farnesyltransferase complex; cytoplasm; CAAX-protein geranylgeranyltransferase complex
Molecular function (GO): protein farnesyltransferase activity; CAAX-protein geranylgeranyltransferase activity
Source: RefSeq, a predicted model, not a curated record